Molecule: messenger RNA, 732 nt
Organism: Stylonychia lemnae
Lineage: Eukaryota; Ciliophora; Spirotrichea; Sporadotrichida; Oxytrichidae
Source: the annotation of a GenBank genome assembly
AUGACUUUAGCUUUCUUGUUCAAAUGCUAAUUGGAGUAUUUAAAGAUCUCAAAUAUUUCAUAAUCUUCUUUGCAAUGUUUAUAUCAUUAUUUGGCAUAAUGUUCUAAAUUGUCAACAAGCGAUUUUUAACUUGAUGAUUUCCAUAAACAAGAUUAGUUAUUGGUAAUAUUUACUUGGAUUAUUUGGAUAAUCGCAGUCUUGAUUUUGAAUAUAGUAUUCAUGAAUUUUAUCAUUGCUGUUAUUUCAGAAUCAUAUGAAAGAGUAAUGUAAAAGCUUGUUGCUGAAACAUAUAAAGUGAAGGCAAUUGUUAGAAAAAAAAUUAAGAACGAUUCAUGUGAUAAUGGUCAAUGGCAAGGAUUUAUUAAAGAUUUGAAGUAUACUAUUAAAACGACAUCAACAAAAUUAAAAGGAGAAAUUAUUUAAAACUAGUAAUCAUAAUUUAGAAGGAUUGGGAAAGAUAUUGAGGUUAACUCAAAUCUUAUUGGUUAGAUUGUAGGACUUGGAGAAGAAAUUCAAAAAUUAAAAGAGCAAUUUCAAGUAAUGUCAAGCAACACAAAAGCAGUAAUUUAGUAAUUGAAAGCUGAUUAAUAAACAUAUAAAGAAGACGCUUAGAAGAAUAAUAAAUAAUUGAAAAGACUUGACUCAAAAUCAGAAAUUAAAUAACUCUAGGGAAAUAUGAUUAGCAUUAAAAAGCUAUUGGAAGAAGUACUUUAGAAAAAAAUUGAUCAGUGA